Messenger RNA from Sciurus carolinensis (gray squirrel), 3329 nucleotides. It is a transcript of the gene Angpt2, whose product is annotated as angiopoietin 2. The coding region runs from base 606 to 2093 and encodes 495 amino acids. Gene Ontology annotation, biological process: angiogenesis; Tie signaling pathway. The record is from RefSeq and is a predicted model, not a curated record. Lineage: Eukaryota; Metazoa; Chordata; Mammalia; Rodentia; Sciuridae. Gene Ontology annotation, molecular function: receptor tyrosine kinase binding. The transcript is spliced from 9 exons.
CUGCAGCCAAGCAUGGAGAAGUGACAUCGCAAGACAGCCCUGCUUCUCUCGAGGAAAUGCUCAGUCAGGGUGGUGCCUCCGCGGCCCGGGGUCCCACGGCUGGUCAGCGUCCGUCCCUGAGGGCUUCGGUAGCCUGCCGUCCUGGUUGGACAGCGAGCAUUACACUCUGGUUUUUCCUGCUGCCUGGCUAGUGACCCCCUACAGGAAGAUAACGGGGAGCCAGGAGGGCGGAGCUGGUGGCUGCACAUGUCUGGCUGCUGUUAUCAACUUAUCAUAUAAGGAAAGGAAAGUGAUUGAUUCGGAUAGCGACACCGUAGAAUCGGGGGAAGAGAAACAAAGAGACAUGAGAGCUGCUGUCUGACGCCGGUGCAGCCUUCCCGAGUGAGCAGGACUCCAGCCCGCUGCCAUCUGACAGUGCUCUGCGUGCCCGGAGAGAAGUCCGCCCUGAAACCAAGCCUGCGGCUGGAGGGGAGGAAAAGGCAGGCUGUCACCCAUGGACUCGGCCAUGCCGCACAGCCCUGCCUGCUAGACGGCCGCUCAGGACUCUGGACUCACAUGCGCCUGGAAGUCUGCUGAGCUGGUGGUUUACUACCCAAAGCAGGAGAAUGUGGCAGAUUGUUUUUUUUACUCUGGGCUGUGAUCUCGUCUUGGCGGCAGCCUACAACAGCUUUCGGAAGGGUGUGGACAGCACUGGCAGAAAGCAGUACCAGGUCCAGCACGGGCCCUGCAGCUACACCUUCCUGCUGCCAGAGACAGACAGCUGCCGCUCUUCCUCCAGCCCCUACGUCUCCAAUGCCGUGCAGAGGGAUGCGCCCCUGGACUACGACGACUCGGUGCAGAGGCUGCAGGUGCUGGAGAACAUCAUGGAGAACAACACUCAGUGGCUGAUGAAGCUGGAGAACUACAUCCAGGACAACAUGAAGAAGGAGAUGGUGGAGCUGCAGCAGAACGCGGUGCAGAACCAGACGGCCGUGAUGAUCGAGAUCGGCACCAACCUCCUCAACCAGACCGCCGAGCAGACGCGGAAGCUGACCGACGUGGAGGCCCAGGUGCUAAACCAGACAACAAGGCUUGAACUUCAGCUUCUGGAACAUUCCCUGUCUACAAACAAAUUAGAGAAACAGAUUUUGGACCAGACCAGUGAAAUAAACAAACUGCAGGACAAGAACAGCUUCCUAGAGAAGAAAGUGCUGGACAUGGAGGACAAGCACACGCUGCAGCUGAGGUCCAUGCGGGAGGAGAAGGACCAGCUGCGGGUCCUGGUGUCCAAGCAGAGCUCCGUCAUCCAGGAGCUGGAGAAGCAGCUGGUCACCGCCACCGUGAACAACUCGGCCCUCCAAAAGCAGCAGCGUGACCUGAUGGAGACGGUGCACAACCUGCUGACCAUGGUGUCAGCGUCCGGCCCUAAGAACUCUAUUAUUGCUAAAGAAGAACAAAAUGUUUUCAGGGACUGUGCUGAAGUAUUCAGAUCGGGCCUCACCACCACUGGCGUCUACACACUGACAUUUCCCAACUCCACGGAAGAGAGAAAGGCCUACUGCGACAUGGAAACAAGUGGCGGCGGGUGGACUGUCAUUCAGCGCCGCGAGGACGGCAGCGUCGACUUCCAGAGGUCGUGGAAAGAGUACAGAGCGGGCUUCGGCGACCCUUCGGGAGAGCACUGGCUGGGGAAUGAGCUCGUCUCACAGCUGACCAACCAGCAGCGCUACGUGCUCCGGAUACAGCUGCGUGACUGGGAGGGGGGCGAGGCGACCUCGCUGUACGAGCACUUCUACCUCUCCAGCGAGGAGCUGCACUACAGGAUUCACCUUAAAGGACUUUCAGGCACAGCCGGCAAAAUAAGCAGCAUCAGCCAGCCAGGAAAUGACUUUAGCACAAAGGAUGCAGACAACGACAAAUGUAUCUGCAAAUGCUCACAAAUGCUAACAGGAGGCUGGUGGUUUGAUGCGUGUGGCCCUUCGAACCUGAACGGAAUGUACUACCCACAGAAGCAGAACACAAAUAAAUUCAAUGGUAUUAAGUGGUACUACUGGAAGGGGUCAGGCUACUCGCUUAAGGCCACCACCAUGAUGAUUCGACCCGCGGAUUUCUAAAUGCCCAUGCAUACCCCAGGACUGCACUGGACUCUUCCAACAGCUCACCCCAAAGCACUGAAAGGCACAGCUGCACUCUGUCCCUCGCCUGAGACAACUCGGGUGCCGACGGACCCAAGCCCCAGACAAGAGUCUCAACAUCAUCACUGAAACCCGCACCAUGAACGAGCCAAAGCAAAACCCAGUCUAGCAAGGACCUGGCAUCGUGGUCUGGUGGACACCUAUGCGAAGAUGAAUUCGCGGUUGAGAGACUGACGAUUUACAGACUCUGCUGUCACAACCAAGAAUGUCAUGUUCGAGUUUAUCAGUAAAUAACUGGAAAACAGAACACUGUGCUAUAUAGUAGAGAUAGUCUUGGAACUGAUCUUCUAAGCACUGUUUAUGGGUUGUGUAAAUAUCCCCUGUCCUGAAUUCUGCAUCACUAUCACAGUUGCAAGGAAGACAAUCUAAGCCAUAAAAACACACCAUAUAUUCAGGGAUUUUCUCCUAAGUGUUUAUUAACAGUUUAAUAUUUGGAAAAACAGUGCAUUUUUACUCCUCUUAGCUACUUUAAAUUUACAUUGCAAAAAUAGUGCAUUUACUAAUCUGUUGACAGCUUAGUCUUAAGUUAAUGCUCAAAUACAUAUUUCAAAUUUAUAUGGUGAAAAUGUCCAGGAUAUCUGAAAUUACUAAUAGAAGUUGUGUGCCAUUUUAGUUUCUAUGAAGAUUGUACUAUUUUUUUCUUGCCUGGCUGUUAAUAUGAAGGUAUUUUAGUAAUUAAAUGUAACUUAUUAGGUGAGAUAACUUUUAUAAUAAUAUUUACAAUUUUGUAAUUUGGUUACAAAGUACCUGUGCCUCAUUACAAGGAAAAGUUUGAUUUUCAAUGAAGAAAAUUAUGCACUUUACUAUCUUCUCAGACUUUAGGAUCCUACUUCUCCGUAUUCUAAUACAGACACAUAUUUUCUCUUCUAGUAAGCUCUAUAUUAGAAAGUGAAGUCCAAUUUAAUUUGUGGUUGAGAAAAACAUUCCAUUUAAGACAUUUACGAAGUUAUAGACUCACCUCUGAAUUUAUUUAAGGAAAAAAUAAUUUGCAUUAGUGUUCAUCAGCAAACUGAAAAAAAAAAGUGUUCUAGAAUGCAAAAAUAAAAUCUGAUGUUCACAGAAUACGCAAAUGUUUAUAGAACAUUUUACGAACACAGCAUUAUGCGCACAACUGCAAAACCCUACAUCCCACGGUUUUAAUUCCUGUUAAGUUUU